Molecule: messenger RNA, 1005 nt
Organism: Cucurbita pepo subsp. pepo (vegetable marrow)
Lineage: Eukaryota; Viridiplantae; Streptophyta; Magnoliopsida; Cucurbitales; Cucurbitaceae
Gene: ATGA2OX3
Product: gibberellin 2-oxidase 3
Source: RefSeq, a predicted model, not a curated record
AUGGUUGUUCUAUCUCAGCCAGCGUUGGAUUUGGAGAAAUAUUCUCUUCUCCGAUCAACGGGCAAACCCGCCGCCUCCGCCGCCGAUAUUCCGGAAAUUGACCUUUCAGACCCCAACGCUAAGUCCCACGUCGUCAAAGCCUGUGAAGAAUUCGGGUUCUUCAAGCUGGUAAACCACCGUGUUCCCGUUGAGUUGAUGACCAAACUCGAAGAUGAAUCCCUCUGUUUUUUCAAGCUUUCUCAGUCCGAGAAAGAUAAAGCUCGCCCGCCUGACCCUUUGGGCUAUGGCUCCAAAAAUAUCGGCUCUAAUGGCGAUAAGGGCUGGAUCGAAUAUCUCCUUCUCAACGCUAAUCCUCUCCCCCUUUUCUCCCAACAGUCCGAUUCCUUCCUCUCUGUGGCGGCGGAGUAUGUGACGGCGGUGAAGAAAUUGAGCGGCGAAGUGGUGGAAUUAAUAACAGAAGGAUUAAAAAUCGAGCCAAAAAAUGCGAUAAGCAGGCUUAUAAACGACGAGAAAGCUGAUUGUUAUUUCAGAGUGAAUCACUACCCGUGGUGUCCAGAAAUGCAAGAUGUUGGAGGACGAAACAUGAUCGGAUUCGGGGAACAUACAGACCCACAAAUCAUAUCUUUGUUAAGAUCAAACAACUCAACCGGCUUGCAAAUCUGCCGGAGAGACGGCGUGUGGGUCUCAGUGCCGCCAGAUACGACGGCGUUCUUUGUCAAUGUCGGCGAUGCGCUGCAGGUGAUGACCAACGGGAGAUUCAAAAGCGUGAAGCACAAAGUGGUGGCGGAUUCCGACAAAGAGAGGGUUUCGAUGAUUUACUUUGGGGGGCCGCCGUUGAGUGAAAAGAUUCAGCCAUUGUCGCAGGUUUUAGCAGAGGGGGAAGAAAGCUUGUACAAGGAAUUCACCUGGUGGGAAUACAAAACGGCGGCGUUUAAGACCAGAUUGGCUGAGAACAGGCUCGGUGCGUUUGAAAAGAGUCAAAAUUCUGCGUUUUAAACUUGUUUC